Messenger RNA from Dinoponera quadriceps, 1361 nucleotides. RefSeq names its product homocysteine S-methyltransferase YbgG-like. The record is from RefSeq and is a predicted model, not a curated record. The coding region runs from base 196 to 1158 and encodes 320 amino acids. The transcript has a single exon. Gene Ontology annotation, molecular function: S-adenosylmethionine-homocysteine S-methyltransferase activity; zinc ion binding. Gene Ontology annotation, biological process: S-methylmethionine cycle. Lineage: Eukaryota; Metazoa; Arthropoda; Insecta; Hymenoptera; Formicidae.
UGAUUUCUUCGUAUUGUCAGCGGAGCGUGCGAUCGAGACGCGCGUUUCCCCGACACAGAAGAGAUCCUCCGGCUUGUUUCCCUCUCGUCAACCGACGAAGCGCGUCGACGUCGCGUCGGGACCUUCGAGGGAGAGCUUUCGAAGAAGUUAAGAUAAAACAACUACUCGAGAAAGGAAGAGAGAGAUCGUCGAGGCAUGUCGAAGAUCAAGGUGCUGGACGGUGGCUUCUCCACGCAGCUGUCGACCCACGUGGGCGAGAGGAUCGACGGCGACCCUCUGUGGACGGCGCGUUUCCUCGUCACGGAGCCGAACGCGGUCUUCGCCACCCACUUGGACUUCCUGCGGGCCGGCGCCGAUAUCAUACAGACCAACACGUAUCAGGCGACGAUCGACGGCUUCGUCAAGUACCUGGGGGUCGGCGAGGAGGAGAGCCUCGAGAUAAUCCGCCGUGCCGUCGAUUACGCCAAGGACGCGGUGAACGCCUACCGUAAGGAGAUCGAGGAGAACGACGACGCGAAGUCGAACCGGAAACCGAUGAUCGCCGGGUCCUGCGGCCCGUACGGCGCCUGUCUGCACGACGGCUCCGAGUACACCGGCUCGUACGGCACGCGAGUGUCGCGGGAAUUCCUCGUCAACUGGCACAGGCCCCGGAUGCGCGCACUGCUGGAGGAGGGGGUCGACCUGCUGGCGAUCGAGACGAUACCGUGCGAGCGCGAGGCGGACGCCGUGGUCGAGCUGCUGAGGGAGUUCCCGGACACGCGGGCCUGGCUGUCCUUCUCGUGCCGCGACGACGGCAGGAGUCUGGCGGACGGCGCGAGCUUCCGGGAAAUCGCCGUGAGAUGCUACAAGAACGCGCUGCCCGGGCAGAUAGUGGCGGUCGGUGUAAACUGCCUCGCUCCGCAGAGCGUCAGCCCUCUGCUGAAAGGCGUGAACAAAGGCGACGGCGGUCUCAUACCGUUAGUGGUGUACCCCAACAGCGGAGAGAAGUACCUGGUGACGGAGGGCUGGAAGAAGGACAGGGAGGCGCCCUCCCUGCACGAGUUCAUCGACGAGUGGCUGGAUCUCGGGGUGCGCUACAUCGGCGGCUGCUGCAGGACAUACGCCACGGACGUCAAGCGGAUCAGGUCCAGGGUGGAUCUGCGCGAAGCGGCGACGUAGAGUCGGCGGUCACCCGAUGACGUCGCGCUGCCGCUUGGCGAUGUCGUGCGAGGUGGUCAAACCUCGCCGGCACCGCGUAGGAAACGCAUGUCACGUCGCCGGGGUUUUAAUAAGAUACUUCUUUUUAUUGAGAAAAUGUAAUCUCCUAAAUGAAAGAACAUCAUCUGUCGAGUGUGUAUGAAUAAAGAGAUGUUUGUUAUCAA